Molecule: messenger RNA, 456 nt
Organism: Trichosporon asahii var. asahii CBS 2479
Lineage: Eukaryota; Fungi; Basidiomycota; Tremellomycetes; Trichosporonales; Trichosporonaceae
Exons: 1
Coding region: 1-456 (151 amino acids)
Source: RefSeq, a predicted model, not a curated record
AUGAAGGCAAGGUUCAACUGCUCCGUUCCACUCCGACAUGACCUAGGUCUCGCCGAUAUGAGCGGACAUGAGGAUGUGAUCGACGGACAAUGGGAGAGAGGCGUGAUCAAGGCACUCGCAGCCGUGAAGCCACGAAGCCACGAAGCCACGAAGGUACGAAACGACAUGGAAUGCGGCCCUAGUCGUGCUGUGCGCUUCAUGGAGGGCUCGUGCGAGAUCGCGAUGGCUGAGGACAUGGCCGAGCGUCUCGGAUAUAUUGAUCAACAUGGCCCGUUGACGACGGCCAGCGACGGCCAUCUGACGCAGCACGCAGCGGACCUCAUGAGGCCGUGGGAGAGAAGGGAGAGAAGGGUUCUGCCACUUGCUUCCCUCCCCCCUCUCACUUUCUUUCCACCUACCUUAUCCCAAGUCCCAGCCCCAGCGGCAGCUCUAUCCUCUGUCCUGUCUUCCCCUUAG